Molecule: messenger RNA, 1048 nt
Organism: Austrofundulus limnaeus
Lineage: Eukaryota; Metazoa; Chordata; Actinopteri; Cyprinodontiformes; Rivulidae
Gene: timcc
Product: family with sequence similarity 136 member A
Exons: 3
Coding region: 211-627 (138 amino acids)
Cellular component (GO): cytoplasm
Source: RefSeq, a predicted model, not a curated record
AGACAAGCGGAAGUAACGCGAUAAUCUCUCAUCUUGAAACAUGCUUGAAUGGAGGUGACCUUAGUUGCUAAAUUGUAAAGAAACUUGCCGACAGAUUCUCUGUGGACUUUAUUGUCCCACCUUAAUAGUCCGGUUCGGUUCGGUCUGACUUAGUUUACAAAGCGGUUUUAAGAGUUUGUGCUUUGUUUGGAGCAUCCAAAGCGGGCGGAGAUGGCAGAGGCACACCAGACACGCGUUUCUAAUAUGGUCGAAGAAAUGGUCCAGAGUCUGGAGCGAGACCACAUCCGGAAGAUGCAGAGUCGCAUGUUCAGGUGCAGUGCAGAAUGCUGUGAUCGACCCUCGGACUCCAUAACUCAGGUGCAUCAGUGUAUCGACAAGUGUCACACUCCUAUGGCCCAGGCUCAGGGACUGGUCACCUCAGAGCUGGAGAAGUUUCAGGAUCGUCUGACGAGAUGCACGAUGCACUGCAACGAUAAGGCCAAGGAUCUGUUCGACUCGGGCGCGAAGGAGCCAGCUGUUCGCUCGCUCAUGGACCGCUGUGUGGGCAGUUGUGUGGACGACCACGUUAACCUGAUCCCCAGCAUGACCCGAAGGCUCAAGGACAAUUUGGAAUCUAUUAUGCAGUGAGGAGCCGUUUGGACGACUGAAGCCAGUCCUCGAGACGGCUUGGACUCAGAUGGACAAGCCGCGAUGAGGGCGGGGGGGUGUUCGUGACCCGAGGAACUCAGAGCUGGAAUCAAGUUCAGAGACUUCAGCAGUUAGUUGUAACAGAAUUUAAUGUUUUAAUCUAAUUUAUCUGCAUAAAGAGGGAAAACGUUCAGCAAUGUUCUUCAUGCCUUAUGUGUGACCGAGAUGCAACAAAUGAGUCAUCGUGUAUAAAGUACAUUUUAAAAUUAAUGUACUUUAACUGCAGGAUUUUAUAUUCAGAUUCUCCUGCUCCUCGUCCUGUCCUGUUUCCAUUUCUCAACGAGCUCUCCCGUGUUUCUUCUGUGAUAGUCGCUCAGGGUCAAAUUUGUUUCUUUAUAUGUAUUAAAACACUGAAAACUGG